CUUUCUCGUUCCAGUAGUCAUCCAGGACCUUGAUUUCCCUACGUGGAGAUUUGCUUUUCACUGGAAGCGGCGGAUGAGAAGGUACAAGGUCACCAUGUCCUCGACCUCGAAUCCAACAUAACUCUCCAGCUUUCAUUGGCCACCACAUCCUUCCGUCUUUGGCCGUGGAACCGUGGAGAAAGAUCAACGAUGAAAACCCUAACCGUCUCAUUCCCUAUUCCAUUCUCCGGCUCAAAUCAUCGACUGCCGCCGAUCCUCCUCGGCUUAUCUCGGAUCAAUCGAUUUACUUCGGAGAUAAAGGCUCAGAUCUCGAUCCGUUCCCCACCACUUGGCUUCGAUUACCGCACGGAGCUGGCGGAAGAGUCUCGGAAGGCGGUGGCGGCGGAGCACCCGGAGCUGAUGGAUCUCGUGAAUGACGGGAGGCUGGUGAUUGUCGAGAAGAGGCGAUUUGGACCGGUCCCCGAAUGGAGAAGGGAGUUCGUGGAGCCGGAGGCAAUCUGGCUUGUCGGAACUUCCCACGUCUCGCAAAAGUCCGUGAUGGACGUUGAGCGCGUAAUCAGGGCUUUGAGCCCUGAUAACGUUGUGGUUGAGCUUUGUAGGAGCAGAGCUGGAAUAAUGUAUGCAUCAAAAGAUGUUGAGGAUGCUUCACUCAAAUCAAAUAUGUUCUCCCUAGGUGGCACAGAAUUUUUUGGUGCGGUCAAUCGUAGCAUAAAUUUGGGAGGACAAAGCGCUUUUGCUUUAAGGUUGCUUCUGGCAGUUUUCUCUUCAAAGAUUUCAUUAGGAGCAAAGGGAUCUUUUGGAGAGGAGUUCCGUGCUGCUCGAAAAUCUUCAGAGGAGGUUGGGGCUCAGAUUGUUUUGGGGGAUCGUCCAAUUGAAAUAACUCUUGAAAGGGCAUGGAAUUCUCUUGUAAGGACUGAGAAGCUGAGAUUGGUAAUCUCACUAUUUCGAGGCAUCACUUCAUCAACUAUUAAUAUCUCUGAAAGUAACUUUAAGGAAACAGACAUAGAUGGAGGUCCAUUUCAAUUAUAUCAACAACUGAGCAAAUCCUAUCCAUCUCUUUUGCAGCCUCUCAUGUAUGAACGUGAUACGUAUCUUGCAUGGUCUUUGAAGAGGAGCAAAGCUGUAAACAACAGCAAGAGGGUGGUGGGUGUUAUCGGAAAGGGCCACAUGAACGGGGUGGUUUAUGCGUUAAUAUCUGACCAAGGGAACCUUCGAUUCCGCGACCUCGCCGGAAGCAAAGCAGGCAGUGGUUCUAAUGGUUGGGUGAGUUCUUUACUUAAGAGCUUAGUUAGAGACACCAUCUUAGGCUUUAUCUUGUGGGCAAUCUAUGAACUGCUUGAGAACAUGCUGCCCAUUUCAGGCUUAUUUUAGUACUGGCUUUAUAUUGCAAGCGCUAAUCACAGUAAUCUGUUUUAGUUGUUUUUGAUUGCACAUUCUUCUCAUUUGUGAUUGAUGGUACAGUUAGUUUAGGAUUUACCCUAAACUUAAAAGA
Dendrobium catenatum is the source of this 1492-nucleotide messenger RNA. Its product is annotated as traB domain-containing protein. Bases 190 to 1371 code for a protein of 393 amino acids. The record is from RefSeq and is a predicted model, not a curated record. The transcript is spliced from 7 exons. Lineage: Eukaryota; Viridiplantae; Streptophyta; Magnoliopsida; Asparagales; Orchidaceae.